UCACUCACCGGCUCACUGGAGCCGAGGACGCGCUUCACCGCCGGCGGGGGAACAUGGCCUCCGGGGAGCAGCUGUGAGCCCGGGCUGGUGUCGGCUCUUGUCUCGGUCCCUGGUCCCCCUGCUCUCCCUGCUCUCCCCCAGCGGACUAUGAGGAGGAAGCCCCGUGCACGCCCCAGGCUGCGCUGCGCGGGCGCGCCGCGCUGCAGGAGUUGCUGAUGCUCCGUCUCUGCUCACCUGCUGAACCUCCUGUCAUCCUGCAGGACCUCAUGACGCAUCCACAACAUCCACCGGGACUCUUUCUUUGAUUCCUGUUGCAUCUUACCUGUAUUUUCAUAGCAUCACCUGGAGACUUAAGCUGGAGUUGAGCGAUGACCCGACGGCUGUAACGCAGCGACACAUCAGUAAAGCUGCUGCUGCCAUGGCCAAUAACAACGAGCUACAAACUGAUGCAGACGGGCUGUCGGUGCUCCAGCAGCUGGGUCUGGACCAGAACUCUGACUUCUCCGACUCCAGCGUGCAGCAGCGUCUGGACGAGCACCGCGAGAGGAUCCGCAGGGAGAUCCGCAAGGAGCUGAAGAUCAAGGAGGGCGCGGAGAAUCUGCGCAGGGCCACGACCGACAAGAGGAAUGCCCAGCAGGUGGACUCGCAGCUGCGCAGCUCCAAGCGCAAGCUGGAGUCCCUGCAGGCUCAGCUGCAGGAGCUGGACGCUCACAUCGUGGUCAAGGGCCCCGAUGAAAACGAAGAUUCCUCCAAGUCUCCCGGCUCCGUCGGCCGGACGUCGGCCACGCAGCAGCGCAUCGCCGCGCUGGAGCGGCAGCUGAACAUCGAGGUGAAGGUGAAGCAGGGGGCGGAGAACAUGAUCCCCAUAUACACCAGCGGGGGCACCAAGGACAAGAAGCUUCUCCAGACCGCCCAGCAGAUGCUGCAGGACAGCAAGACCAAGAUCGACAUCAUCCGCAUGCAGAUCCGGAAGGCCAUGCAGGCCACGGAGCAGUCCGAGGACAACCAAAGCAAGCCGGACCAGUGUGGGGUGGAGCUGCGCGUGGAGGAGCUCUGGCAUCACUACCGCGUGGAGCACGCCAUGGCCGAGGGAGCCAAGAACAUGCUGCGGCUGCUGGGGGCCGGGAAGGUGCAGGACAAGAAGGCCAUCGCUGAGGCCCAGUGCGGCCUGAGCGAGUCCAGCCAGCGCCUGGACCUGCUGCGCCUGGCUCUGGAGCAGCGGCUGCAGGAGCUGCCGGAGGACCACCCCAAGGCCUGCCUCAUCAAGGAGGAGCUGGUGCUGGCCUCCUCCUCGGCCUUCAGCUCCCGCCACAGCACCCCCUACGUGCACAACCAGUACAGCACGCUGAGCAAGCCGUCGCCGCUCACCGGUACUCUGCAGGUGCAUCUGAUGGGCUGCGUGGGGCUGCUGGAGGUCGUCCCCGGGCGAAACAAGGGCACCCCGCUGGUUCUGCCGUCCUACUCCACAGCAGACGGACGCUCCUCCUUCAAACUGAGCGGCCUCUACAGCCGCAGCACCAGCAGCAUGAGCCUCAAGAUCCCCGGCAAGAACGACGAGCCCUCCUUGGAGGUGAGCGCGGUGCUGAAGCUGGAGAACACGGUGGUGGGGCAGACGGCCUGGAGGAUGGUGGGGGAGCAGGCCUGGGACCAGACCUUCACCGUGGAGCUGGAGAGAUCCCGGGAGAUGGAGAUCGCCGUGCACUGGAGGGAUUACCGCUCGCUCUGCGCUCUCAAGUACCUGAAGCUGGAGGAGUUCCUGGACAACCAGAGACACCAGGUCCAGCUGGAGCUGGAGCCGCAGGGGCUGCUGCUGGCUGAGGUGACCUUCUUCAACCCGGUUAUAGAGCGAGGCCGGCGGCUGCAGCGGCAGAAGAAAGUCUUUUCCAAACAGCACGAUAAAGCAUUCCUGCGCGCUCGUCAGAUGAACGUGGACAUCGCCACCUGGGUCCGCCUGCUGAGGAACGCCAUCCCCACCGGGAGCAACACGUCUGCGUUCUCUCCCAGUUUCACAAGCAACACGCUCACACAGAGCACAGGAGAAAUCUCGGUGGAGAAGCUGAGUAUAGAUUGCGACUCUCUCCCCAAAGCAGAAGUCAGGAGAGACGUGGUGGACGCGCCCACGCCCUCGGAGCAGACGGCGGUCAUCGAACCCCCGGCCACGCCGGACGCCCCUGCUCACGAGCAGCCGCCCCGAUCCGUGUCCCAGAACUCUUUAAGGAGAGCCAGCAGAGAUCCUCUCAGCCUGCAGGACUUCAGGCUCCUGGCGGUUCUGGGCCGGGGCCACUUUGGGAAGGUGCUGCUGUCAAAGUACAAAGGGACGGGCAGCCUGUACGCCAUCAAAGCCCUGAAGAAAGGCGAUAUUGUGUCCAGGGACGAGGUAGAGAGUCUGAUGUGUGAGAAGCGGAUCUUUGAGACCGUCAACGGCUCCCACCACCCCUUCCUGGUCAACCUGUUUGCGUGCUUCCAGACGCCGGAACACGUGUGUUUCGUCAUGGAGUACACGGCGGGAGGAGACCUCAUGAUGCACAUACAUGCCGACGUCUUCUCUGAGCCUCGUGCCAUGUUCUACUCUGCCUGUGUGGUGCUGGGCCUGCAGUUCCUUCACGAUCACAAGAUCGUGUAUCGGGACCUGAAAUUGGACAACCUGCUCCUGGACACGGAGGGGUUUGUGAAGAUAGCAGACUUUGGUCUCUGUAAAGAAGGCAUGGACUAUGGGGACAGAACCAGCACGUUCUGUGGUACUCCGGAGUUCCUGGCCCCGGAGGUGCUGACGGACACGUCCUACACCAGAGCGGUGGACUGGUGGGGCCUCGGGGUGCUCAUUUAUGAGAUGCUGGUUGGAGAGUCUCCGUUCCCAGGUGACGAUGAGGAGGAGGUUUUCGACAGCAUCGUGAACGACGAGGUGCGCUACCCGCGCUACCUCUCCACCGAGGCCAUCGCCAUCAUGAGACGGUUGUUAAGAAGAAAUCCUGAGAGGCGUCUCGGUUCUGGAGAAAAGGAUGCAGAAGAUGUCAAGAAACAACCAUUUUUCAAGGGUAUGGACUGGGAGGCGCUUCUGCAGAGGAAAGUCCUGCCCCCCUUCAUCCCGACCAUCGUAGGAAAAGAAGACGUCAGCAACUUCGACACGGAGUUCACGGCCGAGCCGCCCGCCCUCACGCCUCCGCGCGAGCGCCGCACCCUCUCCCGUAAGGAGCAGGACUACUUCCAGGAUUUUGACUAUGUCUCUGACCUGUGCUAGGGUCCGGCGUCGGGAUUCAAAGGGUCCCGAGCCGCCCACAGACAGCCCAAGACUCUGAGAGGAGACUGGGAACGCUGACUACCGGGCCGUAAAGACACACAGGAAGUUAACGGGGAUGAAAGACGAGGACCGGUGACGCUCUGAUCUCCGUAUCUCUGCGUGUCACUGAUGGGACGAAGCACUGGCUGGCCUGAACCUGCAGUGCCACAUAUCUACCGAGAGACACACUUUCUGAUGUGGCUUUUAGAGAAAAGACCACCCAGAUUAUGAUGGUGGAUCCUGCUGUUUUGUUUGAAAUCCUCACAAUCACAGAUGCAAAAAGUGAGAGUUGAUUCUCCUGACAGGAAGCAGUUUUUCUUAUUCCUCGCCUCAUUUUUCUCCGUGCUGUCGUCGUUGUAUCCCUGCUGCUUGUCGCUGCUAUGUGUGCUUUUAUUUGUGACCCAUCUGCCCUGUGUCAGUCAUGAAUAUAGCCCAAUCUGUUGCAAUGGUGCAUUACGUGUGAGCGGCCGCCGGGGGGCGCCAGAGAGAGAGCAGCCCUGCCUGUGUGUGACCUGUCGCCUGCUGAUUAGGCCAAACAACAGGCAGAGCAAACACUGGAUUCACCCGCUCAUCACAGGACACCGUCAUCUUUUCUCUCUGCUGUCUUUCGAUACAUCACAUAUUUUUAAACGACCAAUCAUUUUUCGGCGGCAAGAGCUUUUACAAAUUUUGUGAUAUGGAUUUUAUUUUUUCCCCAUUUGUGUUUCCUUUUCUGUUAUUGGUUGGUGAUAUGUGACUGUGACUCAGUAAAGAUGUGAAACCAACUGAAGCAUCAAUCAUUUAUUACAAUAUAGUCU
Cololabis saira (Pacific saury) is the source of this 4074-nucleotide messenger RNA. It is a transcript of the gene pkn1b, whose product is annotated as protein kinase N1b. Lineage: Eukaryota; Metazoa; Chordata; Actinopteri; Beloniformes; Belonidae. The coding region runs from base 419 to 3238 and encodes 939 amino acids. The transcript is spliced from 22 exons. Gene Ontology annotation, molecular function: protein serine/threonine kinase activity; small GTPase binding; ATP binding. Gene Ontology annotation, biological process: signal transduction; protein phosphorylation. The record is from RefSeq and is a predicted model, not a curated record.